AUUAGAUAGCCGUGACGUCUGACUAUAACCUGUCCAGCAUCCCCUUUCUCCCCUCUGGUUACAUUCGAGUCCAACAAUAUCCUACAUCAACCCAUUGUCAAUUCGGAAAGCAAGCGUCAAAAUGAUCUACGAGCUUCGAAUCUACACCACACUCCCGGGCAGGAUGCCUAAUCUUCUGCGCCGCUUCGAAGACCACACCCUCCGAAUCUGGGAAAAGCACGGCAUCAAACAAGUCGGCUUCUGGACCACGCUCGUUGGCCCCAACUGCGGCAACGAACUCACGUACAUGCUCGCCUGGGAAUCGCUGGCGGACCGCGAGAAGAAGUGGGAUGCCUUUUUCGUGGACCCGGAGUGGGUGGAGGCGCGGACGAACAGCGAGAAGGACGGGGCGAUUAACAAGAAUGUGUUCAGUAGCUUUUUGACGCCGACCAAGUUCUCCGCCCUGAAGUGAUGGAACGAGGGGAUGGAGAAAGCUUGCUCGUCAGAAACAACGGUCGUGUG
Neohortaea acidophila is the source of this 501-nucleotide messenger RNA. Its product is annotated as NIPSNAP family-containing protein. The transcript has 4 exons. NCBI's taxonomy places the organism in Eukaryota, Fungi, Ascomycota, Dothideomycetes, Mycosphaerellales, Teratosphaeriaceae. The record is from RefSeq and is a predicted model, not a curated record. The coding region runs from base 122 to 451 and encodes 109 amino acids.